This is a messenger RNA of Pectinophora gossypiella (pink bollworm), 1861 nucleotides long. RefSeq names its product vanin-like protein 3. The transcript is spliced from 9 exons. Bases 124 to 1494 code for a protein of 456 amino acids. Lineage: Eukaryota; Metazoa; Arthropoda; Insecta; Lepidoptera; Gelechiidae. The record is from RefSeq and is a predicted model, not a curated record.
UGCUGCGUCAAGCAUUCGUUCGCCGGCCCGCGGGAAAGCAAGACGUUGGCAAAGGUGUUGCGUUACACAGCCAGUGCCAAAACAAAAUAAAUAGGUAUUCUGCCAGUGAAAAUAAAUACUAAAAUGAAGUUGUUUAUUAGUUUGGUGGUUUGUUUACUGAGUGUUAGUUUCGUGGUAUGUGGUGAGAGUAUAUACAAAGCGGCCGUAGUGUGUACUAAGGACUUCAAUGACCCGGCUGCAAUAAAUGAAGCUGCUAAAUUGAACGUGGAUAUUUUGGUCCUCCCAUCUCCAAGACUUGACUCUCAUUUCAAUGGAUUGGAUAAUUAUGAUGAGAUAACAAAAUCCAUCGCAAGCGCAGCCAAGCAAGCUGGUGUGUACGUGGUGGUCCAUCUGAUGGAGAAGACUCGCUGCCAGAAUCGGGACGAGCUGGUUAGAAGCAACCUGGUCUUCGAUAGGAACGGCGCUAUUGUUGCUGUAUACAGAAAACCAAUCAAUAUCGAGGCUAACUGCUCAAUGUCGAAAGCAAUACCGACAUUCGCCACCGACUUCGGAACCACCUUCGUACUCUUGAUGGAAGAUGACCUGGUACUCCGGAACCCUGAGGAGUUUAGAGCCAAGAACUUCAUAGUUGCUGGGCCUUUGGAUACCGAGAUACCGUUCUUGAAUGGCCGUGAGUUCGCGUCAUCCUGGGCGUUUGUGACUGGUGCCAAUCUGGUGACGUCAUCAGGCAUAUACGCCGGCAGAGCUGGCUUGGUGACAGGAUCCGGGAAGAUGGUUGUUGCUGAUCUUAAAAAGAAUGGACGACCAGACCAACACGCUUCCCCCAUCAUCACGCCUACAAAGCUGAACUCCCUACCCGGAGAAGACCUUGGUCAGUACAUCAUCAGGCCUUUGAACCUUGAAGCCAGUAUCCGGGGCUACUCCGAGACCGUCUGCCAUGGCCAGUUCUGCUGCGAUUUCUAUGUGAAGACCAGUUAUAUUGGUUCUCAAAAUGAGGUGAGCUACGGCCUGGCAGUAUUCGACGGUGUGCGACGCUUCGCCAGGGAUCACCACAUUGGCACCCAAAGCUGCUCGAUCUUCGCCUGUGCUGGGCUUUACAAGAGGAGCUGUAUUCUCGGACCAAACAAUAGCACGAACACACACUUCGAGAAGAUUACCAUCUCUGGCAGUUUCACCAGGACCAAUGCCGCUCAGUUCCCGACAGUCUCUUCCACUAGUGACGUUCAGAAGAUCACCUUUGACACUAAUACAGUGAAAGACACAAAUAAAGUCACUAUUAACGUAGAAAACGGAAGGAAUUUAAUAAGGUUUGGCAUUUUCGGUAGAGUAUAUUCCAAAGACUUUGAUCGUAAAGGGAAUAGCACCAAUAAUGCUAUGGAAAAUCACUAUGAUUAUUUCUUCACUGAAGAUUUCCAAGAGUUCUUCGAUUAUUUGUGGAUUAGAAUAAGAAUUAUGAUUUUCAUCGUUUCUAUUUAUGUUUUGGAAAUGUUGUAAAGUCUUCUGUUAUGUCAUUAAUUAUUUGUGUUAGGGAGAAGUUAUCACAGAUGUGAUGUCCCUAAUUAGUGGUAGGCGUACCCCUUAAGGGUAGCUGCGCACCUUGAAGGGGUAACUCUAACUUCUCGAGAAGCUGGACGCGUUCACCCAUUCAUUUUCUUAGCCUUUUAUAAUUUUGAUUAUUAAAGUUACGCGAGUUUGAAUUACGUCUUCGAGCAACAGAAAGUAAUUGGGAAACUGCUGAUAUAAAGCGUAGAUUUAACAAUAAGUAUGUAUUUUUAUAUCAAACCAAAUCUAUUUAUUUGCGUGAUACAAAGUCUAUCGUUCUAUAGGGCUAGUUUACCUGAAUUGAAUUGAGUGAGUGAUU